Messenger RNA from Malania oleifera, 1543 nucleotides. Its product is annotated as pectinesterase 31. The record is from RefSeq and is a predicted model, not a curated record. Gene Ontology annotation, biological process: cell wall modification. The coding region runs from base 247 to 1197 and encodes 316 amino acids. Gene Ontology annotation, molecular function: pectinesterase activity. The transcript has 6 exons. Lineage: Eukaryota; Viridiplantae; Streptophyta; Magnoliopsida; Santalales; Ximeniaceae.
UGCACUAUGUCUAUGCUAAUUAAAGAAUUUCUUAGUUUACACUUAAAAAUUAGAAGCUGCAGAGAAGAUUUGAUUCCUAAUCAUAAACCGCGUGAAGUUUGAAAAUGAGGGAAGCAUAGUGGCGAAGCAGUGGAGAAUCAGAAUCGCUCUUUUCAAUAGCAGACUCCACCGACUCUUAACACAGCUCAAGCAAUAGAGAGCGAAAGAGGCGAUCAGAGAGAGGGAGAGAGAGCGAGGGAGAGGGAGAUGGCAGGGCGGGUGAUUCGGGUGGCACAGGAUGGAUGCGGCGACUAUCGAACGGUGCAGGAGGCCAUAGACGCAGUGCCACUCAACAACGCAACCCGGACGGUGAUCCAAGUCUCGCCGGGAAUCUAUCGGCAGCCGGUGUACGUUCCCAAGACCAAGAAUUUUAUCACCCUCGCCGGCCUACACCCCGAGGACACCGUCCUCACCUGGAACAACACCGCCACCAAGAUCGACCACCACCAGACAUCUCAGGUGAUUGGGACUGGUACAUUCGCAUGUGGAAGCGCUAUUGUUGAAGGCGCCGACUUUGUAGCCGAGAAUAUCACUUUUGAGAACUAUUCUCCUGAGGGAUCAGGCCAAGCCGUGGCACUUAGAGUCACAGCUGAUCGCUGUGCCUUCUACAAUUGCAGGUUUCUUGGGUGGCAGGAUACUCUCUAUUUACAUUACGGAAAACAGUAUUUAAAAGAUUGCUAUAUUGAGGGCAGCGUGGAUUUCAUAUUUGGGAACAGCACUGUUCUGUUGGAGCAUUGCCAUAUCCACUGUAAAUCAGCAGGGUUUAUAACUGCCCAAAGCAGGAAAUCUUCUGAGGAUACUACCGGCUAUGUGUUCUUUAGAUGUGUGAUCACUGGGAAUGGAGGGACUUCAUACAUGCAUCUUGGACGCCCUUGGGGGCCUUUUGGAAGGGUGGUCUUUGCACACACAUUUAUGGAUGUAUGCAUCAAGAGUGAAGGCUGGAACAACUGGGGCAAAACAGAGAAUGAGAGAACUGCUUGCUUUUAUGAGUACAGGUGUUUUGGACCGGGUAGUUGUCCAUCAAAACGGGUAACAUGGGCUAGAGAAUUGGCAGCUGAAGAAGCCAAAUAUUUUCUCAUGCAUAAUUUCAUUGAUCCAGAUCCAGUACGGCCCUGGUUGGCCCAAAGAAUGGCAUUGAAGAUACCCUAUUCUGCUUAGAAAACAUUAUUUACAUUCACUGCCAAAAGAUCUCAGGAAACAAUCAGAGAGCCAAUAUGUAGAAUCAAUAAAAAUCUGCAAGAUGGCUAUUUUGAUAUCUGUUCCGUUGAGGUACAAGACCAUUGUGGCUGCCUAUGCAUGAUCUUCUUGAAGGUUGCAGAUGUAUGACAUGGAUUCCGAUGUACUUUGCUCAGGUGUAUACUGUCAUUCAAACAUAAUAUUAAUUUGGUUGAUUUAGAUUAAGAUCCUCAUUUCGUAAUAAUGUAUCGAAAACAGUACUUUAGUUUUAAGCAAUGUAAGAGUUGUUAUUUUGUAGGAAUAAAAUGGUUUGUCUGUUAUAAAUUUA